Molecule: messenger RNA, 1488 nt
Organism: Pieris macdunnoughi
Lineage: Eukaryota; Metazoa; Arthropoda; Insecta; Lepidoptera; Pieridae
Source: the annotation of a GenBank genome assembly
AUGCGUCGAUCAAAAGGUUAUCAAGAUCUUGACGAAAAUGCUAAAGAGCUACGCCAACCCGUGGUUUCCAUGCCACCACCUCAAGAAAUCGAAAUGGCUUCAGUUUCGGUGGUACCAGAUGACACCUUUACAGUUACCCAAGCAGUAAAUGCCCUCGGUUUUGGCUGGUUCCAAGUUAAAUUAUCACUUUUCACUGGUCUUUGUUGGAUGGCUGAUUCCAUGGAAAUGACAAUAUUGAGUAUACUUUCUCCAGCUCUCCACUGUGAAUGGAAUAUUAGCAAGUACCAGCAAGCCUUAACAACAACAGUGGUAUUUAUGGGCAUGAUGUUGAGCUCUACUUUUUGGGGAAACAUAAGUGAUAGAUAUGGAAGAAAAACGGCUCUCAGUAUGUGUGGUGUAUUACUAUUCUACUAUGGUCUACUCAGUGCCAUCGCACCAAAUUUUCUAUGGCUUCUAUUUUUGAGAGGUCUUGUGGGUUUUGCUAUAGGAUGCGUUCCACAAUCUGUAACAUUGUACGCGGAGUUUUUACCAACUAAACAGCGCGCGAAGUGUGUGGUACUACUGGACUGUUUUUGGGCACUAGGUGCGUGUUUAGAAGUAGCUGUGGCCUUAGUGGUAAUGCCUACCCUUGGAGUACAUUGGCUGCUGGCGAUUUCCACAAUUCCUUUGCUCAUAUUUGCUAUCAUAUGUCCAUGGCUUCCAGAGUCCGCACGAUUCCAUGUAGCAAGUGGACAGCCUGAUAAAGCAUUGGCAACGCUAGAAAAGAUAGCCCAAGACAAUGGGCGGCCGAUGUUAUUAGGAAGACUGGUUUGUGACGAUUCAGUGGGUAUAGGACAACGCGGUCGACUCAAACAUCUACUCAUCCCGCACUUACGGAAUACAAGCCUCCUUCUUUGGGUCAUUUGGAUGUCGUGUGCCUUCUGCUAUUACGGCCUAGUGCUGAUGACGACGGAGCUCUUUGAAACCGGUCCGUCUGGUAGCGAAGAAGCGUGUGCUGCGGACUGCCGUCCAUUGCAGACUACAGACUAUAUGGACUUAUUGUGGACCACUCUUGCUGAAUUUCCUGGUAUCUUCGCAACAAUAUUUAUAAUUGAAAAGUUUGGACGGAAAAGAACAAUGGCGAUCCAGUUUCUUAUAUUCGCAUUGUGCGUCUGUCUCCUUAUUUAUAACACCAACCGUACCUUCCUGACAUGCGUCUUAUUUCUGGCUCGUGGUAUCAUCGCUGGAUUGUUCCAAGCCGCGUACGUUUAUACACCAGAGGUGUACCCUACGGCGUUGAGGUCGACAGCGGUAGGCGCUUGUAGUGGUGUUGCCAGAUUAGGGGCAAUGGUCACCCCGUAUGUUGCACAGGUUCUACUAAAAAAUUCGAUUGUGAUAGCAACGGGUGUAUAUUCGUUCGCUGCUAUAUUAGCUGCGAUGGCGUGUCUUGCGCUUCCCAUCGAGACAAAGGGCAGGGAAAUGAGAGACACUAUAACUGCAACUGGUUAG